Messenger RNA from Neurospora hispaniola, 798 nucleotides. RefSeq lists its product as uncharacterized. The coding region runs from base 287 to 508 and encodes 73 amino acids. The transcript has a single exon. The record is from RefSeq and is a predicted model, not a curated record. Lineage: Eukaryota; Fungi; Ascomycota; Sordariomycetes; Sordariales; Sordariaceae.
CUCUGGCUGUGGUGGAGGUGGUGGUGGAGGAGGAGGAGGAGGGGGAGGAGAAGGAGGAGGAGGAGGAGGUGGUGGUGGUGGCUGUUGUUUCUGUUCUUGAUGUUGCUGCUGCUGUUGUUGUUGAACCUGCGGUUGCGGUUGCGGUUGAGCGCUCUCGGCGCCUGAGGGUGUGGACGAAGUCAUCGCUUGCUCCGACAUAACAAGCUCCUUCGCCUACAGCGCGAGGUAGUGGUAGUGGUGCCCUGGUCGAGGCCGGCUCCGCGGUGUGCCAAUCUGCCAGUUCGCAAUGCGAUGGGUGACGGAGAGGGUUCAAGAUGCGCCCAGGGCGGAAGAUGGAAUGACGGGAAAGAUUGCUGUUGGCGGGACGGGGACUGGAGCCGGAGACGGGACCGCUGCUAGCACACCCACCCAGGUUGGACAAGCCGACUGCAACUGCGACUGGACGGGGAAGGGUCCGCGUACCAAUGCUGGACCGUGUGCUAAUGCGCCGGCAAUUCGCAAUCCGUAGCGCGUCCGUCCCUCGCUCUCGCUCUCUCGAGGUCUUUCUCUACGUGACGAGAGAUGGGUAGGUACAAUCUUCCACUUCCUUGUGAUAGUCCAGCCUUGUGUCGACUGCUCUCUGCCUUCCUGGUUCAAAGUGAGCAAAGUGGGACAAAAGAGCGUCAGUCAAUGACAGACUGGCGAAUCGGGUGUAAGGACAGUCCCGUACGUACUGCGUACAUGUCCCUUCCCCCAGCGGAUUCAGAAGGUGUUGAGCCUGUCACGAUUGCGCUGCAAUUGCCUGCUUCUGGAUUGCGG